GACCUCUGGAAGCAGAGGAGCUGUGAGGGGCGGGAGGAGUUGGGGCCGUCCUAGCAUACGCCUCCUACGGGGUCCUGAUCCGCACGCCGGGCCUCUGAAGCCCAAAGUACGCCCACAAAGGCCAAGCGCCCAGGCUUCGCUGGGCCAGGGGAGAAGCAGGGCGGCUGCUCCCCGCUCCGCAGCAGGCAGCGGGCCAGACGCGGUAGAGGUGGGGGUGGGCGAGGAGGGGCGCUCACGUCACGUGCGCGCGCCGGGACCGCAAUAAAUGCCCGGGAGCUCGGGGGACCGGCGGAAGCGCUCGGCUCCUUAGCUCUGCGCACAGCGGCCUCUCCGAGCGGGAGCGCGAAGUGGCCGCCAGCCUUGGCCUCCCAGCCCGGCUCCUGUCCCCGCCCCUUGCUCCUGCGGAAAGCGCUCGGGGGAGCUCUGGCGCCCACCGUGGCUUAGCCCGGAGGCUCCCUUUCGGCCCGAAUUUCAGGCUCUAACUUUGGAGCGCGUCGCCUGCUGCAGGUCCUGACGGAGCCGCGGAGGCCCAGGCUCGCGGCCACCCUCUGAUCAGCGCCCUCGUCGCUCCAGGACGCGCCGCGCCCCGGUCCUUCCCGACCCGACUCGUGUUUGUGCGGUCGCGUGCACAGGCUGGGGCGGCUGUGGGAGGCCGGACGUGGUGCUCCGCUCCGCGCUCCUGCGGAACUUCACGCUGGAGAGCCAAAAGGAGAGGAAGAACCUGUCUUGGAGAUUUUCCUGGGGAAAUCCUGAGAUCAUUCAUUAUGAAGUGUACCGCGCAGGAGUGGCUCAGAGUAACCACAGUGCUAUUCAUGGCUAGAGCAAUUCCAGCCAUGGUAGUUCCUAAUGCUACUUUAUUGGAGAAACUUUUGGAAAAGUACAUGGAUGAGGAUGGUGAGUGGUGGAUGGCCAAGCAGAGAGGGAAAAGGGCCAUCACGGACAAUGACAUGCAGAGUAUCUUGGACCUUCAUAAUAAAUUACGAAGUCAGGUGUAUCCAACAGCGUCUAAUAUGCAGUAUAUGACAUGGGAUGUAGAGCUGGAAAGAUCUGCAGAAUCCUGGGCUGAAACCUGUUUGUGGGAACAUGGACCUGCAAGUUUGCUUCCAUCAAUUGGACAGAACUUGGGAGCACACUGGGGAAGAUACAGGCCACCAACAUUUCAUGUACAAGCAUGGUAUGAUGAAGUGAGAGACUUCAGCUACCCUUAUGAACAUGAAUGCAACCCAUAUUGUCCAUUCAGAUGUUCUGGUCCUGUGUGUACUCAUUAUACACAGGUGGUGUGGGCAACAAGUAGCAGAAUAGGCUGUGCCAUUAAUUUGUGUCAUAACAUGAACAUCUGGGGACAGAUAUGGCCCAAAGCUGUCUACUUGGUGUGCAAUUACUCCCCAAAGGGAAACUGGUGGGGUCAUGCACCCUAUAAACAUGGACGGCCCUGUUCUGCUUGCCCACCUAGUUUUGGAGGAGGCUGUAGAGAAAAUCUGUGCUACAAAGAAGGAUCAGACAGGUAUUAUCCUCCUCGAGAAGAAGAAACAAAUGAAAUUGAACGGCAGCAGUCACAAGUCCGUGACACCCACGUUCAGACAAGAGCAGAUGAUAGUAACAGAAAUGAAGUGAUAAGCACACAGCAAAUGUCCCAAAUUGUUUCUUGUGAAGUAAGAUUAAGAGAUCAGUGCAAAGGAACAACCUGCAAUAGAUAUGAAUGCCCGGCUGGCUGUUUGGAUAGUAAAGCUAAAGUUAUUGGCAGUGUACACUAUGAAAUGCAAUCCAGCAUCUGUAGAGCUGCAAUUCAUUAUGGCGUAAUAGACAAUGAUGGCGGUUGGGUAGAUAUCACUAGACAAGGAAGAAAACAUUAUUUCAUCAAAUCCAAUAGAAAUGGUAUUCAAACAAUCGGCAAAUAUCAAUCUGCUAAUUCCUUCACAGUCUCUAAAGUAACAGUCCAGGCCGUCACUUGUGAAACAACGGUGGAACAGCUCUGUCCAUUUCAUAAGCCUGCUUCACAUUGCCCAAGAGUCUAUUGUCCUCGUAACUGUAUGCAGGCAAAUCCGCAUUAUGCUCGUGUAAUUGGAACUCGAGUUUAUUCUGAUCUGUCCAGUAUCUGCAGAGCAGCAGUACAUGCUGGAGUGGUUCGAAAUCACGGUGGUUAUGUUGAUGUCAUGCCUGUGGACAAAAGAAAGACUUACACUGCUUCUUUUCAGAAUGGAAUCUUCUCAGAAAGUUUACAGAAUCCUCCAGGAGGAAAGGCAUUCAGAGUAUUUGCUGUUGUGUGAAAUGGAACACUCGGAAGAGGAUCAUAAAGACUAUUCCAAUGCCAUAUUUCUGAAGUUUGUAUAAAAUUGUAACAUUACUGUACAGAAGAUA
Mustela erminea (ermine) is the source of this 2358-nucleotide messenger RNA. RefSeq names its product cysteine rich secretory protein LCCL domain containing 1 (gene CRISPLD1). The record is from RefSeq and is a predicted model, not a curated record. Gene Ontology annotation, cellular component: extracellular region. The transcript has 15 exons. Bases 765 to 2267 code for a protein of 500 amino acids. NCBI's taxonomy places the organism in Eukaryota, Metazoa, Chordata, Mammalia, Carnivora, Mustelidae.